AAAAAACGCGCAUGCAGACAGAUUUAAAAACCGCUGGAUUCGGGGCAUUCGUACGUAGUUGUAUGUUGUUUGGCUGCGAAGUGCGAAUGAUAAGAUGUCUCUUUCCAAACCGAAAAGGAAAGUGGAUGAAGAUCACAGACAGUUUCAAGAAAGAUGGACGUUGCAGUAUUUUUUUGUGGAGUUUAAUGGAAACGCUACCUGUAUGAUAUGCAAAGAAAAAGUCGCUGUUCUAAAGGAAUAUAAUCUCAAACGUCAUUACUCGACUAAACAUGGAGAACAGUAUGAUAAGUACCAGGAAGACGAGAGAAAAAGACGAGCCACGCUGUUGCAGAGAGAGCUAACGUCCCAGCAAAACAUUUUCCAUAAAGCCAAAAAAGAUGCUGAUGCUGCAGUUGUGGCAAGUUAUGUGGUGAGUGAGUUGAUCGCUAAAGCGGGAAAGCCAUUCACAGAAGGUCAGUUUAUAAAGGAUUGCAUGCAGAAAGUCGCUGAUAUUCUUUGUCCAGAAAAGAAAAACUUGUUCAACAAUCUAUCUUUGUCGGCGAACACAGUGGCAGAGCGGAUCAGCGAGUUAUCGAGUGACAUUUAUGAUCAGUUACGCAGCAAAUCUAAAGAUUUCACAGCAUAUUCUGUGGCGCUUGACGAAAGUACAGACAUAACCGACAGUGCUCAGUUAGCAAUUUUCAUCAGGGGUAUUAAUGACCAAUUUGAAGUGACAGAAGAGUUGUUGAGUUUGUGUCCAAUGCAUGGCCGUACCACAGCCAAAGAUAUAUUUCAGCAGCUGUGUGACGCCAUUGAGCGCGCUGGUUUGCUGUGGAACAGGCUGGUCGGCAUUACCACUGAUGGUGCCCCGUCUAUGACAGGGAAAAAAAAUGGACUGGUAGCACUAGUACAGAGAAAGUUAGAAGAGGAAAAUGCAGAUGCAGCAGUUGUUCUGCACUGCAUUAUACACCAACAGGCACUGUGCAGCAAAUGCUUGAAAUAUGAACAUGUCAUGUCUGUUGUCCUGAAAUGUAUAAAUUACAUCAGGUCUAGGAGUUUACAGCAUCGCCAGUUACGGGCCUUUUUAGAAGAAAUUGAGUCAACAUAUGGUGAUGUACUUUAUUUUACUGAGGUCCGCUGGCUCAGCAGGGGGAAUGUCCUGAAGAGAUUCUUUGAGUUAAGAUCAGAGGUGAAGAGAUUCAUGGAAGAUGGCAGAAUGGAUGUUCCUGAAUUUGAUGAUCCUAAAUGGGUCAUGGACCUUGCAUUCUCAGUUGACAUAACACAGGAGCUGAACAUCCUUAACCUGAAGCUCCAGGGCCCAGGUCAGCUCAUCACAGCAGCGUAUGACAGUGUGAAAGCCUUCUCCACAAAACUAAGAUUGUGGAAAACUCAGCUUUCUGCAAAAAACCUUAGUCAUUUCCCAACAUGCAGAUCUCUUGCGGAGGAGGGCACAGCAUUUAGUGGUGAUGAAUAUGCCUCUGCUAUUGAAAACCUACUGCAGGAAUUUGAUCAACGUUUUGCUGACUUCAAGGCACAUUGUGUCAGUUUCCAGCUGUUUGCAGACCCCUUCUCAGCUGAUGUGGAGAGUGUUCCAAAUCUUUUGCAAAUGGAACUAAUUGACUUGCAGUGCAACAGUGAGCUAAAAACUAAAUUCAGAGAGGCACAGGGACAAGCAGACAAGACUGGACAGUUUUUAAGAGAAUUACCUCCAUGCUUCCCAGAGCUGUCCAAAGUGUUCAGUCGGGUAAUGUGCCUUUUUGGAAGCACAUAUCUGUGUGAGAAACUUUUCUCAACUAUGAACUUCAAUAAAUGCAAGUACAGGUCCAGGCUUAGUGAUGCCCAUCUUGAAGCUGUACUCAGAGUUUCAACUGUGACCUCCAUCAGGGCAAAUGUGGCUCAGUUGUGUGAGCAGAAGCGCUGCCAGGUGUUUGGCAAGAAAUAGAAUGGUGUGCAAAUGUAUUCAGGGUUUGUUCAGUGCAAUGUUGUUAUUUGAUCGCUAGGUUUUUUUUUAUUUAAGUCAAAAUAAAGAAAGGGAAAAAUAUUUGCACUACCUGUUCAAGACUAAUAUAUAUGCGGUUAUAACAAUAAUAGAGACAAUGCUGUUGUUAAGUUUGACAAAAAUAUUUUAGCAAUGUAAUUUGAAGUAAAUAAAAAAAUAAUGUUUAAAAAAUUUCCACUUUCUUGUUGUGCUUGAAUGUUAAAAUGGCCCUCCUAUGAGGUGUCAAUCACAUCAAUGGCCCCCAGCCAAUUUGAGUUUGAGACCCCUGC
Molecule: messenger RNA, 2247 nt
Organism: Carassius auratus (goldfish)
Lineage: Eukaryota; Metazoa; Chordata; Actinopteri; Cypriniformes; Cyprinidae
Product: general transcription factor II-I repeat domain-containing protein 2B-like
Exons: 1
Coding region: 95-1921 (608 amino acids)
Molecular function (GO): protein dimerization activity
Source: RefSeq, a predicted model, not a curated record